Aegilops tauschii subsp. strangulata is the source of this 552-nucleotide messenger RNA. The record is from RefSeq and is a predicted model, not a curated record. Lineage: Eukaryota; Viridiplantae; Streptophyta; Magnoliopsida; Poales; Poaceae.
AUGAGUGCGCGCACGGGGCGCGGCCUGGCGCUGCGAGGCGAGGGGCAGAGAGCAGAGGCAAGGCCGCGGGUGUACGGGCGGUCGCCGGAGAAGGAGGGGAGGGCGUCGGGGCCGGAGUGGCUGGAGCGGGACGGCGGGGCCGCUGGCCACGGCGAGCUAGGCAGGGGGCAGGGCGAAGGGCGCAGGGCCUCCGAGCGGCACUGCGGUGCAGUGGCCGGUGCCGGGCGGCGGCGGCACAGCCCACGGGCAGGGCGGUGCGGACGGGCUGCAGCCGCGGCAGCAGAAGCAGCAGGAGCAGCGCAGUACGUGGCGCAGCGAGGCCGCAGCGCCUGGCAGAGGCAGGUAGCAGCGCGUAGAGGCGCGGUUCAGCGAGAGCAGCGGCAGACGGCCAUGGCUGUUGCGGGCGAUGGGGACGGCGGUGAGCGUGCGUGCGUGCAUGCGUCGUGGACGAGGAGAAGGAGAGGAGGGAGGCUCACGGGGGCCGUAGGGAUUUUGGCAAAGGGGCGUGGGAAGGACGACGGGGACGACGCAAGCGAUGACAGGGACGAGUAG